AUGUAUCGUGUUGUAAAUCCUCUUUUAAAGUACAUCAUCCACAGAAGUUCUCUUGAUGCAACUUCAAGGAAACAGUGCCUGCAGUACUUAAAAGCCCUAAGAAACCUCCAGUUCAAUGGCUACACCACCAUCUAUUUAGGAGAAACUGAUCUUUCAGAAAGUCUAAUAACAGGUGAAAAAGUUCCUUAUGAAAAUACUCUCAAUUGGCCUAUAUGGACAGUGGUACAUGCUGGCCACAGCCAAGGAUGGGUGCCAUGGAAAUACAGAGUGUUUUUAAGGGAUGAUUUAUCUUCAGGGCAGCAGGAAGGUGUAUUUCAGGAACUCUGUGACUUUCUGGCUCUCACCUAUGGCAAGUGUGCCAUUGUAGUCAGAGAAAGAAGACAAUCAAGAGUGAAGACUGAAGAGUCCAGUGAGGAGGUGGAGAUAUGUGAACCUCGGUCUCCUUCUCUCCCUUGUUUACUAAGCAUCAAAUGCUGCCCUGAGAUUGCUAAGGCAACAGGUCAUGAACUUCUUUCUGUGUCUUUCCCCUACAACUACCUCCAUCCAAUGGAGGCUGCCUGGUCAUCUUUGAAAUGGUUUAUUAUCAAUAACAGAAAGGAAUUUUCUCUUACCUCCUUGGAGAGGACCUACUCAUAUCAAUGCAUCCUCUUCAGUGACUUGAUUGGAAAGGGCAUCGAGAAGAUGAGCCCAAUCAAGUGGAAGGUGGCUAUUAGCAAAGUACGGAGAUGGGAAAACUACUACUUGGAUAGGUUUUCCUAAACUUUCCUAACCAUCUUUAAUCAAAAGUUGGCUAUCUGUUGCACAAAAUCUGCAUGCCCAUUCA
Sceloporus undulatus (fence lizard) is the source of this 823-nucleotide messenger RNA. RefSeq names its product chromosome 3 C21orf140 homolog (gene C3H21orf140). The coding region runs from base 1 to 759 and encodes 252 amino acids. The record is from RefSeq and is a predicted model, not a curated record. Lineage: Eukaryota; Metazoa; Chordata; Lepidosauria; Squamata; Phrynosomatidae. The transcript has a single exon.